AUGGAUACGCUAGAUGAAUUCAAACCUUACAUUGCCGGCCGCUAUGAUACAACCGCGGACCUAUUCGCUAUGGCCGGCGCUCGAAAGGUCUUUGGCCCAAAGACCACCUCCCUCUGUAUCGCCAUUUGUCAGGCCAGAUCUAUCGGGCUGACAUCCUCAGAUGCAGCUAUGGCCCCGCCUUCGAUGCGCUAUGAUGCUGAUCCCGGUGCUGGGGCGUACUCUGCCACUGAUGCCUGGGCCGCAGGCCCAGAAUCCCCUACUUCACCCUCUUGUUCUAUUCCAUCUUCUCCGCCGACUAGCGACUCUGAAGAGGAUUUAUCAGAUGCGCCAUCUCUACCUUUGGCUAAGGCCCGCACUUUGAAAAGUGCUUCCUUGGAUAGCUCAAAUUCUACGGCGUACACAAACGUCCUUACUGCCUCGUUAGGCUCCAGACCCGCAGCAUGGGAUGAUGAAAUAGCUCGAUUCAUUAUGACCCAUUUGCCUAGUCAUUCUAUAGAAUUGACCGGAACUAACUCUCCUCGUUCGGCGUUCGCAAAGGGAGACGUUGAUAAACUAUUCUUCCCACUCCCUGAUAACGGGUACGGUGUCUUUGACCUAUACCCAGCCGUUACCGCAGACCUACCCACUGUAAUUUCAGAGUACCGCAAAUACUACACUACGGGUACCGCACCUGGUAUUACCUGUGAUGCAGAUAAUUUGAGAAUAGCCUUCGCUAUGAUGGGAGCAGAGCCUGGUUCCGUCUUUGGUCGUCUAUGUGGCACCCCAUAUGUAACAAAAGGCAUAGUUGAGAAGGCUCACUCAACUCUUUGGCCUCGUCGGACUCGCGAAUCCAUGAACGGCCAUCCAAAGCUUUUACCACUCGCCGCAAAAUUGAAACUAUUCGCUGACGCCUGUUCGAUCUCUAUUACGGAAGCCGUUAUCAAGAACUUAGAACCUCUAACCGGAUGUUUCAACCUAUGGUGCUGCCCCGGCGUUGGUCGUGAUUGCUGUCAAGCGCAUACCGACCUCUCAGUGUGCAUGGUGUAUGCCGAUACCGCUUAUCCUACCGAUCACGGUCCCGGCUGGCAAUCUGCUGUCAUCUCACAAGCUUGUAGUGUGUCCAUGCUCCGCGGAUUAGCGACUACGCAAUGUGCGGACUCAUUAUUGGGGAACGCAAUAGCCGGUGCCGCCGUCGCGCGUGAUCCGUUCUGUUCUUAUCGCCAAUCAACAUCUGAAACCUUCAAGUCUCUCACAUCUCGCCAUGCCUCUGCGCCGGUGGGUGAAGCGCCUGCUUUAACUGCAGACGAAUGGACCGGAUACCAUAUAGCCCGGUAUAUAGACUCAGGUCUAACCAGCCUCACUGCACAUGGUACUCGUCUCGCCUAUGAGCACCUUCCCGGUAGAUUCACAGAUUCCAAUUGCCGGUCCACUCGCAUCGGAACACUCUUCCACGAUCUCUGGGAUGUGCCUUUUGAUUGCGUUGGUACAGGGUCGCCAAACUCCGCGAUAGCUUUCGUGGUAUCCGGAGCCUUGCCGAGUUAUACAGCACUCUAUAGAAGGCUAAUGGGUGACAUGCUAUCCUGCGCAGAACUGUGUCUCGAAACCGGCCACUAUCGGCCUUUAAUUCAUGCAAUUGGCACGAUGUUAUUUUCCGAAGCCACCGUUCGCUAUGCAAAUCUAUUGCAAGAUAGCAGCACUUGGCGACCUAUACCGCACCCUCGAGUAUUCGUAAUCAGCCCUGAAAACGCCUACUGGGACCUGGCAGUCGGCACCGGACGUGCUCUGGAUAUGACAUCCACACUUACCAAGGUCCUCGACCGUUUCGGGAUGACCUGGCCUGAGGGAGCAGAUUACCUCAACACCGCUCCGCGCGAGAGGUCCUCUGUGGCCAUGCGGGCUUUUUACGCUGCCUGGAAGUCUACAACAUCUGCUUGUAAAGACGAGGAUCUGUUAGAGCCAAUGCGCCAUCUUCUCGCGUAUCUCGUUCAUUGGCGCGACCUACCUUUGGGUAUGUAUGCUCAGUAUUUGGACGGUCUUUUUGGUUUAGUGGGUAAGGAAGAAGAUGUGGUUAUGAAUAUUGCAGGGUAG
Messenger RNA from Orbilia oligospora ATCC 24927, 2067 nucleotides. RefSeq lists its product as uncharacterized. The coding region runs from base 1 to 2067 and encodes 688 amino acids. The record is from RefSeq and is a predicted model, not a curated record. NCBI's taxonomy places the organism in Eukaryota, Fungi, Ascomycota, Orbiliomycetes, Orbiliales, Orbiliaceae. The transcript has a single exon.